Messenger RNA from Amphimedon queenslandica, 2523 nucleotides. RefSeq names its product protein HAPLESS 2-A-like. The coding region runs from base 1 to 2505 and encodes 834 amino acids. The transcript has 15 exons. The record is from RefSeq and is a predicted model, not a curated record. NCBI's taxonomy places the organism in Eukaryota, Metazoa, Porifera, Demospongiae, Haplosclerida, Niphatidae.
AUGAAUGUCUGCCUCUGGCUUCUUCUACUUAUAAUAUUUGCUUACCAAGUCCCAGAGAUAACCUCCUCCAUUAUAUCUCAGAGCAGUAUCAGUACGUGUGAGGCAGGAAAUGAUAAAGAGCCAACUACCAGUGAGGGAGGGCUGUGCAAAAAGAAGAUAUUAGUCUCCAUGGCACUAUCAGGGGGACAAGGAGAAACGGAAUCACUGUAUGCCAACAUUGAUCAAGCAUAUCAGGAAGAUGAGACUGAGUUGAGUCGACUCAGGAGGCCAUUCCGCAUCGAAAUAUCAAAAACGGAAGUUGUAUCUAAUUAUAGAGUUCAUUAUGUUGGUUCAGCUAAUGGAAAACCAUCAGAGACUUAUUUUCAUAAAAAAGACUGCAAUGAUGCUUGGCACUCAGAAACUCAUGAUCUAGCAUGCGGAGCUCAAGUUGAUGCUUCCGGUGACAGAGUUUGGGACAGUCAAGGGUUUUGUUGCAGAUGCAAUAGCUUGAAUCAAAGAUACAUAAAUCGUGCCGAGCUCGACUGCACAAAUUGGCUAUUUACAGGAUCAACUGGAUGGGGCUCAGCUCAUUGCAUGACCAUGAGCAGCCUAUGGUAUAAUGUGUUUACCAUUGAUCCGCCAUCUCUCCAGUACAAUAUAACAGUGAGAAUACUUCAAUUUAAUGGUGUCAAUAAAACUGCUGGCAGUCUGACUGCAGACUGGUCUCUGCUUUCAACUUUUAAUUUAAAUCCUACGAGAACGCUUGGUCGCUCAUUAAAUGGCAGGGUAUUUGGAGAGAUUCAAGGUGACUUACUUGGUGCACAAGGUCCAAGGGAUUUUUCAUACAAAUACUUACUGAUACCCAGUUUGACGCAUUGGACUGGAGAAAGUCCUCCAGACCAAUAUGUGAAUGGCUCAGUUGACUGGCUAAUGGUUGAUAGACACUUGGUUGAUCUCAGUGGCACAGAAUGUGGCAAAAUUGGAGUCUCUUAUUCUGGCUUCAGACGCCAGCAGGGAAGGUGUGAUGGAUUCAAUGGCUCAUGUUUUUAUAAUCAACCAAUUGAUCUAUGGGAAGUAGACUACUAUCGUCUAAGAAAUAAUAAAACAGCAAGGUUCUUAUUGUCAAGCUUUGGGAAGAUCCAUCCAUCAACCAAUGCCACUAACACAUCGUUUAUACUGAGAUUCCUCCUGGAAGACCUCCACAAUACGUUUGUAUCUCUGAGGAUUGAUGCAUCCGACAUAGUGUUUGUAUAUAAUGUUGGUAGUGGAAGGAUUGUUGAUGUUUAUGCUCUUGAUUUUGAAGCAUUGUCUGAUAGCGGUAAGAUUGUAGUGGAUGUUGAAAACACUGGGGAUGUUACUGCGGAGUUCUCUUUAUCAGUUCUUAACUGUGGCAAUGGUAUCCACACUGUUCGUGCAAGAGUUCUUAACUUGGAUCCGGGACAAAUUCAGAAAUCUGAAUUCAGAGUCGAGUCUUACAGAGCAACUGGAGAAAACUAUGUUUGUGAUGUUCAUUUGUAUGAUUCGGAUUAUAAUUUAAUCCAAACUGCAACUGUUAAUUUUAGAACAAAUUCAACUUGCUUUUGUUUUGGAUCCUGUGGAUGCUCGUGUGAUAGUGAGGAUGGUUUCUCUGUUGAAUGUCCAAAACCUCCUACGAUAGAAAUUCACGCAGCCUCUUUAUUUGUAAGAAUAUUUUUCCUUAUCUUGGAAGCAAUUGGCUUACAAGGAAUAGUUGGAACUUUUGGUGGACUAUUUCUCAUUUUUGGUUUCAUAAAACUAGCAUUUGGAAAGAUACUGUUCUGUCGACAGACAAAGGCACAGCAAUUUGCCAAGGAAUUAAAAAAGCAAGGAAUCCUAGAAGGAACAGGUCCAACUCUUGUUAAAUGCUCUGGCCAGUGUAGAGGAGCACUGGCUAGUAAGGAAAGAUUUAAAAGGAAAGUGAUGAGAUUGAAAGAGAUGGGAAAGAAACCAAACAGACUAGACGACUGGAGAAACUACUCAUACUCAUGCACAUGCCAAAAUGAGCUCACUGAUAUUAAGUUUGUUGAAAUUUUGAAAUCUGUUUUCUUUUUUUACUACUGCUGCAUACUCCCAUGUGUGUGGUUGGGUAAGAAGGUGAUAUGGGGAGUCUUUAGAGACACUGAGAAACAAAAGGCCAAAGCUACAAAAGCCGUUCUAGAGAAGGCAAGAAAAAAAGGGAAUCUUGGCAAGUAUGACUUUGACAUCACGGAACAAGUAAAGGAGUUAUACAGAGAGCCAGAGGAUGAUAAAAAAUCAAAGAAAAAUAAAGAAAAGACUAAAAAGAAUAAAAGAACUAGCAAUACAAAGGAAGGAAAAGAGGAAGAAUCUGAUGCAGAAAAAUUCGGAAAAUUUGAUAAAAGGGACAAUAAAAGUGCUGGAAUUGUAAGAAGUGGAUCUGAUUCUAAAGGUUCCAUUAAUGAAGAUUCCUAUCAUUCAAUCACUGAUACUGAUGAAGAUAUGGAACCAUAUGACAAUUCUGGGAAGGAAGAUUUGGUUAGCGAACAAUGAUAAUUAAUUAUAAGUUUA